AUGCGUUACGAAGAUUGGGACAUUCUUCUGUUCCCGCAGAACUCCAAGGUACCAGUCAAGGAGUUCAAGGUAGCUUGCCAUGUUGUUCAUGAUCCAGCGCUGGACAGAGAGAGUAUUUGGCCGCACAUUGUAGCGCACAGCUUUGAUUUCUCGAAAAGUGGUGAUCUCGAACCCCUAAGCUUCCCUGGAUUUCGAGAAGAGCUUCUCCAACAAAACUACUGGAGCCCGGCUGACGACCUCGGCCGUAUAAAAUUAGUGUUGAGCGAAGGAUUUCCUCGUGAUUCUAUCACGACACCAAUUGAACGCGUGAAAAACAUUGUGGCUUUUUCGUUCCAGCACGCCCCAUUAGAGGUUUUGGAGAGCUCUUCUAUUGCCUGGCCGAACCCUUCCAUGUGGCGAAGAGCGCCAUUUGCUGCUUCUAUGCAAGUCCCUACGCUUCAGCCGGACGACUCUGAGUCCCAUGCCCAUUCACCCCAACGUCGAGUGAGCGGUUCUGACAAGUUGAACCGUGCCAUGAAUUCAUUCCAAGCGACUGGAGCGAGCUCUGCGCUUGUGUCUGGGGGAAGACGAGUAACGCAUCCUGUGUACGGACCCUGUUUUCAUUCAGCACAACAUGGGUUGGAUGCAUUCGGCAACGCCGGCUCAUAUUUUGAAUGGCUGAAUGGUAUGGAUGUGAGCAUGAGCGCGGGCGUAGGAGACCAUCACUGCAACAACCUGACGCGCACCUCCGUUGCACAGAGAAGCAAAAGGAGAACUAGCACUGAUGUCAGCAUGCCGGACUAUAUCCCCGUCAAGUCCGACAGCCAAUGCGCCGAACAGCAAAUGGCACCAGAAACUUUUCCCUGUGAGGAUGGGAGACAGAAUGCCCAACACAAGGUUCCGGCCAAUACUUCGACGGCCUCUGACAUUGGCUACAAAAGAGAGGGUAGGAUAUUUUAA
Molecule: messenger RNA, 939 nt
Organism: Metarhizium album ARSEF 1941
Lineage: Eukaryota; Fungi; Ascomycota; Sordariomycetes; Hypocreales; Clavicipitaceae
Exons: 4
Coding region: 1-939 (312 amino acids)
Source: RefSeq, a predicted model, not a curated record